This is a messenger RNA of Liolophura sinensis, 4006 nucleotides long. RefSeq names its product coiled-coil domain-containing protein 181-like. Gene Ontology annotation, molecular function: microtubule binding. NCBI's taxonomy places the organism in Eukaryota, Metazoa, Mollusca, Polyplacophora, Chitonida, Chitonidae. The record is from RefSeq and is a predicted model, not a curated record.
AAACCGAAAGCCAUUAAGACAACAACAACACAGCGCUUAACAAGGCAGCGGAUUGUACAUGGAUUUGUUGAACCAUGAAUGCUGUGGAGGAGCGUUUUGACAAACGACUUUUCGUAGAUGACGACUUUAGCAAGGAAUUAGAUGCCUACAUUAUGGCAGAGGACAGCUCAGAGAAAAGUUCAGACAGAAAUUCUACAACCAACAGAAAAGUUAUCAUGACGGACAAGACAAAUAGUGAUGACAUGGACAGAGAUCUGAAUGAGCUACUAGAAGGCAUUGAAAAAGGGCAACUGAAAGUCAAUAAUGGGGAAACAAAGUCACAAGCCCAUUCAGGUGAUAGCGUGUGUAGUGAAGGCUCAGAGGUCACAAAAGAUGAUAGAUCAGAGAGACCCAGAGGCAAGUGUGAGGCUGAAGACAUGGAUGUAUUUAUUCUGCCUGAGAGUGGUUCCCAGGUCAAGUCACCCCACUCUGUCACGGAGGGAGACAUGUCCUCUGACAAUGAUGAUGACCAUGAGUAUGAGUUGACGGAGGACCAAAAACGGGCCAGUCAUGAGCUGGAGCAGCUUAUAGCAGAAACAGAGGGUUUUCCAGAUGAGGAACCUCCAGAAUACGAUGUUAAGGACCGUAUCAAACAGCUGAAUGCAGAUUUGGCCAGCGAGCCUAUGCCUGACGAGAGAGAACACAAAGUGAUGUUCAAAGAAGACCCUGUGGACUUGGUGGUGCCCCCUGCAGAGUGGGAGGAGGACCCCUCAGCAGAGGAGGAGCCAUCCCAGACCCAGCUCCAUUCACAGACUGACAAACCCUCUGACAAUUCACAGGCAACUCUUAACAACAACAGCAGCAGUGAUUCUCCUCAGGGUCAAAGUAAACAUAAAGUCCUCAUAGAACGGGAUGGCAAAUUUGAACUUGUCAGUGCUGAUGACAUUCGUGCCCGAGAUUUGGGUAUGCAGAUGCAGUUCAAUGAUGUGUCCAGUGUGCAACGUGAAAAACGGGAGGAAAUAACGCCAUCAAGCACUGUACAAACUGAUGAACCUGACAAAGAAUCCAGUGUGAUUGUCAGCCCUAGACCCCCAUCUGCCCCUCGACCAUCCUCUGGACACCCUGGUGGACACCGUGGUGUCAGACCAGCCUCACAACGACCACAUUCAGCCAAUGUUAUAGAGCAUGGCUCCGCCUUAAGAAUCUCCUAUGUAUCACCAUAUGGACUAACUGAACAGGAAAAACAGCAGCUUCAAGAGGGCAUCAAGAGAAAAGAAUCCAGAGAGAGAAACAUGAAGGCCAAGAAAAAGGAAGAAGAUCGUUUGAAACGAAAGGAAAAUGAAGAAGCAUUUGAUGCAUGGUUGAAACGGAAACAAAAUUCAGCUUGUAAAAUAAGGACUAAUUCCCAGGAAACAAAGCGUGAGGAGAGCAAUCAGAGAAGCUACUUUAGGGAGUGGCUUCAGGUGAAGAAGGAGCAGAAUAAGAGAGAGAAGCUACUGAAGCAGAGAGAGGAGGAAGAGAGAAGAUGUAGUCAGCCAUGCCGAUCUCAAAAAGAGUGUGACCAAGCCUUUAGACAGUGGCUCAGGAAGAAGAAUCAUGAUGCUUGGCACAGACGUGGCCUGGAGCGACAGAAGUAUGGAAUGCUGUCAUCAGCCAAGAGGUUACACAAACCUCUGACUCCCCUUCAACUGGCUAAUUUCUACAGAUUGCUGACUUACCACACAUACUGACCUGUAUCACUGGUUACAACAUAGCACCUGCUGGCAUGUCAUUGUGUGAUAGAUGGGAGAAAAACCUGCUGCGACACCCAACCAAAGCUCAGGGCAGGUGUCAGCUGAUCUGUAUGAAUUUUAAUAGUGGUUUGUGGAGUUGGCAACUAACCAAUCACGUAGCUCUAACAGUUUGGAGGAGGUUUUUACAUUCAAGUCCUACUACAGGCACGCUUGACAGUUGAUGAAGGGAGAUAAUGCAUGGGCUGCCAGUGUCCAGGACUACACAGUUAUGCCUGGUUUGGAGAUGCUGAAUAAUGCAUGAAACCAGAGGGUAACUCAAAACGACCACAAAAGCCAUGACCAUAUAAUGCUUGCUGAUUAAGUUGAUCAAACAGAUUCAAUAUGAUUCUUUUUCAAAUACUAAAAAAAAUAUUAGUAAUAAACACUGCAUUCAAAUUUCCAAAAAGCAUCAAAAGUUCAAAUGUUAAAAGUCUGCAAUCGAGCACAAUAAAGGAAAGCUUCAGCUGAGGUUCCUAAGAUACACAACUUGGCACCACAUGCUUUUGCACAGUUAACUGUCAUCCUUCUACCUUGUCCAAACAGUUUACAGUGAGGAGGGGCACAGGAACAGGAGACCUUACAAUUCCAACAAACUUUUUGUUUCUACUAGUGGUGCCCAUUGUUGCUAAUUUUGCUGAUCAUGUGAUACAAUUUUUUGCAGUAAAUAUGUCAGGGUAAGAACAUAUACAGCUCAUAUUUUAGGCAUUAAGACAUACUUUUGCUUUGUUUAAAGCGCAAAGAAAUUGACUGUUAGUAUUGCAGGGUUUUUUUUUCUGUUCAGCAUACAAUAAAUGUUCAUGAUUUUUUUUUUAUAAAACUACAUCUAGAUUGGCUCUGUUCAGUUGAUAAUGUUGUUUAAUUGCUUGAUACAAAAGUUCACAAGUAAAACAUUUCCUCUUCAUGCAACAUGUACUGUACCAGUAAUUUCUGUUGAGAUCUUUUGCCAUUGAAGAGCCUCAACAAAAUGAUGUAGAUUCCCUGCAAUUUUUAGACAAAUAGCUCUGUUCCUGUUCCUGUUUUACUUGUUAACUUCGGAUUUGUUGUUUGCUCUUGACUGUGUCUUUUUUAUUAAAAAAACAUCUGAUCAAAUAAUAACUUCACAGGUCAUGUUUGUGAGUUUUCAAUAACGGUGAAAUAUUUUUAUCCCCAUGGUCAUACAUGUAUUUACAUGUAAACAUUGCCAUUAGUUUGUUACUGUGUUUAUCUGUCCAUCUGUCAUAGCAUAAUAACUUCUUGUCAAUGAAUAAUUUUUAGUCAGAGCAUCCCAGCUAAAAACAUGCUUGCAAUUUGUAGAUUUGCAUGUGAUAUUUUUGUAUUCAAAAUUGACUCUAGUUUGGGAAGCAGAUAUCACAGAUGUCUUAUGUCACAUUGUCUUAUGUAUUUGUUUAUAUGUUGUUCUUGUCAAUGUGUCCUAGCAAAAAAUAUACAUAGGAUUUAACUGAAUUUUAUAGACAAUGUCCCCACCAACUGUAGAUAUACAUCUGUUAUUUUAGUGGCCGAUGCAUUGGUUUCUGCAUAUUUAUGGCCCUUUCAAGUUUAAAGGACUUGGUUUCUGUAUUUCAUCUUAUAUACUUCUGAGCAAAAGAUGUACUUUGGAUUUCAGUAUAUUUUUGCACCUGAAGGGGAUUAUUUUGUGUUCUUUUUUUCUCUGCUCUGAUUUUAUGUAAUAAUUAGCCCUUUUACAGGUUAGUGACCUGUUUAUAGAUAGAUGUAUACUCAUGCUGGCUUCCUCUCCGGCCAUACGUGGGAAGGUCUGGCAGCAACCUGCAGAUGGUCAUGGGUUUCCCCCGGGCUCUGCCCGGUUUCCACCCACCAUAAUGCUAGCUGCUGUCGUAUAAGUGAAAUAUUCUUGAGUACAGUGUAAAACACCAAUAAAAUAAAUAAAUAAAUCAGAUUUGUUGUUUACCGUGUGUAUAAGGAGGUGCCAUAUGCUUAUGGCUCAAGUGUUGGUACAAUCAAGAGAUGUGAACAGUUACAUAAUUAUUUAUGUUUAUUCUGCAAUUUAACUUACCUUGUAGUUUAUUACAGAAUAUUAUAGAGUUCACCAAAUGACAAAUACAAAUACAUUAAUUAUCAACACCCUUUCUCAAGCGGAAGUCUAUGGACACUUGAACAUACCACAUGUGCAUACAUUGUUUAUACUUCCUAAUUAGGUUUAAUUACACACUGUACAUUUUGUUUGUACAUAUUGAUUUAUUUUUGGUACAAAAUAGACGUGAACUGCUAGAUGUAAGAAUUGUAUCUUAAAAAAUAAU